This is a messenger RNA of Pogonomyrmex barbatus (red harvester ant), 3139 nucleotides long. RefSeq names its product dipeptidyl peptidase 3 (gene DppIII). Gene Ontology annotation, cellular component: cytoplasm. Gene Ontology annotation, biological process: proteolysis. Lineage: Eukaryota; Metazoa; Arthropoda; Insecta; Hymenoptera; Formicidae. Gene Ontology annotation, molecular function: dipeptidyl-peptidase activity; metalloexopeptidase activity. The record is from RefSeq and is a predicted model, not a curated record.
UAUCCUAGCGAUAUGUCGAAGUUGCGGAUUUCAAACGCAUUCAAGUCAAUCAUUAUCGCGAGUCGCAGGAAGUUGCAUUCCACUUUGCCGUGCGCCGCGAAGAUCGCUCGCGCAGCGAUUACACACACAAAGAUCGAGGACCCGACCGGCAAAUUGUAUUCGUGGUGUGCGAAACGGCUGUAUUCCACGAUGAGUGUAGAUCUUACUUUGUAUACGUUACCCAACAACCAACCUGUUGUUGCAUUAGAAUGUGAAACUGCAUUCAAUUCUUUGACACAGAGGGAAAAAUUAUAUGCUCAUUAUCUGAGCCAAGCUGCAUGGAAUGGAGGUUUAAUAGUAUUAAUCCAGACAUCACCUGAAUCUCCACUGAUAUUUGCACUGUUGCAUAAAAUUUAUCUUGCGGAAUCUAUCGAUGAAUUGAAGGCUGCUGCAAUAAGCGUUGGCAUUACUGAUGAGGAAUUUACGGCUUUUCUAGUUUAUAGCUGUGGGAUAUAUGCAAAUGUAGGAAAUUACAAGGCCCUGGGUGAUACUAAAAUCAUCCCUAAUUUUCCAAAAACGGCGUUUGAAACAAUAGUGAAAGCUUCAAAGGCUUACAAGAACAAUCCUGAAGAGAUACAAGAUAUAUGGAAUAAUAUAUCAACUGCUUUAUAUUCCUUAGAUGGCAAAGUGAAAUCAUUAGGAUUAGGUGAUAAAGGUAUUACAACUUAUUUCUCCAUAAACUGCACUAAAGAAGAUGCGGAUAGAGUCAACGCGUUUAUGCAACAUAAAGGAUUGGAAUCCUAUAACGCAAGAUGCUUUAAAACAGUAGUACAUGAUCCUGUGACUAAUGGUAAUAUCGAUGUGUAUGAAAUUAAAUUGGCAUCUGUGGAGACGUCAGAUGAUCCUAAAAUAACACUGCCCGAAGAAACAUAUGAGAAUGCUAAAUUUAAAAUUACAAGAGGAGAUUAUAGUAAACUCAUGGUACCUGUUGUGGAAAAUCUCAGGAGAGCUAAAGAAUAUGCAUCUAACCAGGUCGAGAAAGAUAUGUUGGAUAAGUACAUCGAUCAUUUCAGAACGGGCUCUUUGGAUGAUCAUAAGGAUGGUUCUCGUCUUUGGAUUCAAGAUAAGGGACCGUCUAUCGAGACUUAUAUUGGCUUCAUCGAGACGUACAGGGACCCGGCUGGUCAACGAGGGGAAUUUGAAGGCUUUGUGGCAAUGGUGAACAGAGAGAUGUCUGAGAAAUUCACUACGCUGGUCAAUAGAGCGGAGGAAUUUAUUCCAAAGUUACCAUGGAACAAAGACUUCGAGAAGGAUACGUUCUUGAGACCAGACUUCACAUCUUUGGAUGUUCUUAUGUUCGCGGGCUCCAUUAUUCCGUCGGGUAUAAAUAUUCCGAAUUACGACGAGAUUAGGCAAAACGAAGGCUUUAAAAAUGUAUCAUUAGGGAAUGUUAUACCGGCGCACAUGAAGGAUACUCGCGCGAUUCCCUUCUUAUCCAAUGCCGAUCAGGAAUUGCUGCAGAAAUAUAGGAUAGCUAGCUUCGAAGUGCAAGUUGGUCUACAUGAGCUUCUCGGCCACGGUACCGGUAAAUUAUUCAGACAGACGGGACCGGACACUUACAACUUCGAUCGCGAGAACGUAAGGAAUCCGCUUACCGGCGAUAAAAUAGAUAAAUUCUUUUUGAAAGGAGAAACUUAUGAUUCUAAAUUCGGUUCCCUGGGCUCCACGUACGAGGAAUGCAGGGCAGAAGCAGUCGGUAUUUACUUGAGCUUGGACAAAGAAGUGAUGAGCAUAUUCGGUCAUGAGGGUCAGGUAGCGGAGGAUAUAAUCUAUGUGAAUUGGUUGUCUCUAUUAUGGAGUGGUUGCGCAAAGGCCUUUGAGAUGUAUCAACCAGACACACAAACAUGGUCUCAAGCUCAUUCUCAAGCGCGUUACGUUUUGCUUAGAGUGUGCCUGGAAGCGGGCCAGGACUUUGUCAAUGUCGUCGAAACUGAGGAAGGAAAGAACCUUCUUUUGACCGUUGAUCGAAGCAAAAUUUUCACAGUUGGCAAGAAAGCCAUCGGAGAUUUUCUCCUGAAACUGCAAGUUUACAAGAGUAUGGGAGACGUUGAGUCGGCUAAAGAAAUGUACAACAGGUACAGCGAGGUACCUGAAAGCGGUCCAUAUCCAUGGGCUCGCUGGAGAGAUAUAAUCCUGUCUCGUAAGGAACCAAGGAAGAUAUUCGUUCAAUCAAAUACAUUUAUUAAUGGCUCUGAUUCUAAUAAUGUGACACUGAAGAAUUACGAAUCGUCGUUCGCGGGACUUAUUCAAUCGUGGAUAGAGAGAUUCCCAAGUUCCAAUAUAUCUCAAACGCUGAUAGAGCUUUGGAAUAAAGAUAAACAACAUUUCGUGCCGGCGAAUAAUUAAUCGGAGCACUUGGAGCACUUACUGUCUAAUGGCUGAAAUCUAGCUAUUCGCGAAUCUAAAACGAUCGUUAUGGAAUUUAUUACUUUUCUAUACUUUUUUGAAUACGAGAGUAACGAAGAUCGUCUAGAUUCAAGAUUGAAUGUACAUAUGAUACAUAAUUUUUCAUUUUUUGAAACUGUAUUCGCCAGUGGCUGUAGAUUGUAAUAUAUCGCGAUCUUUAUAUUCCGAUCUAGCAUUUGUCGCUAAAUUAUUCGUCUAAAUUAUUCUUCAUUCGGACAGCUAAUUUAACGCCAAGUGUGUGAGUUACGAAUAUGAGAAGAUGCAUUUGAAGUUAGAAAUAUCCCAAAGUUAUGGGUUUGUGUAUGGAAUACAAGAGCAACUGUAUGUUAUAUAAGAGCAUGUUAUUCUAUAAAGGCAAUUUACAUUUGUAAACUAAUUGCAUUUUUUAUUACUUUUUUUAUAAUAUACAAGAAUUCUUUUUUAUAAUAUACAAGAAUUUUAUAAUAUACAAGAAUGUAUUAUAUUCUGCAAUCAAUACACGACGUUGUCAAAUUAAUCUAAUCAAAUUGAUCUAGAGUAAAUUCCCGAAAUUAUUCAAGAAAGUUCUAUUAACAUUUUUUCAUAUAUAUAAAAUCUAUUUGCUUUGUAUUCUUUCACUCUUUAUAUGUAGCAUCGUACUUUUGUACUUGAGAACGAAUCCAGAAUCUAAUCGAAGAACUGUGAAUUGUGAAAAGUAAAAAUUCGAUCGCAAAAA